Molecule: messenger RNA, 967 nt
Organism: Agelaius phoeniceus (red-winged blackbird)
Lineage: Eukaryota; Metazoa; Chordata; Aves; Passeriformes; Icteridae
Source: RefSeq, a predicted model, not a curated record
AUGUCCCGGGCGCGGGGCAGCCCCGGAAACGGGGGCGCGGGGGCGGCGGCGGCCACGGCGCGACCUCUCACCCGGCGGCGGAAGUGGCGGGAGCGCGCGGGCGCGCGCCCGGGCGGCACGGGAGGAACCAGUGCCUCUAGCGGGAGGGAGAUGCCUGCCGGAACCAUGGAGCUAAGUCUGUCCUUAAACGCCUCCAGGGACGGUGAGUCUGCCGCCUCCCUGGGCAGAGCGUGCAACACCUUCUUGGAGAGGGUGGGCACGGAGAGAAUUGAGGCUGAAACAGGGGUCCCGCUCCGGCGCAGGGACCCGGCGGCUGCGGGCAGCGCUCGGGGGACGGGGCCGCUCUCCACCGGCCCUGGGGGCAGCCGGGGCGGGCGAUCCGGGGGGAUCCCGACCGGAUCCCGGCGGCGGGGCCGCGGAUCAGCACCACGGACAGCGCCCGGCGGCGCCUCCCAGGCGCGGCUGGACCGGGACGCGAGCCCGGCACCGGGAAGCGGCACCGCGCACCGGCGGCUGCGGGCAGGACCCUCCCGGGACAUCACCGCCCACCCGGAGGCACCGAGGCGGCGCUGGAUGUUGGCCGGGGCCGGGUUCUCACCCAGUGCUGACGACGGUGGGCUUGGAGCUCUGGGCAGGUUUUACGUGACCUCACGGGGGCUGCACAGGCAAACUGUGCUGCAGGCAGGAAUGAACCCCCACGUUCCCUGGGAGGAAUCCCUGGGGUCCCAGCAGGAUGCAUUAACAGCACGUCUCUCCAGUGAGCCGUGAUGGGAAGAGCACGGAGCAAAAAAAAAAGAGAACCGAAGAACCGAUCUCUCGAAGGAUCCUGGCUGGCAGCGGUAUCACCAUCUGACUGAAGAGAACUCAGCCACACGCAUAAUCCUCGGGAAAAUUCAUCUCCACCCUCCCGCAGACCCCGGUGAGAGCCCUUGAAGUGGUAAUUAAAGUCUAUUGAGUGGCAACUGCA